AUGUAUCAAACAGAUUGUGUUGGAACGCAGGAAGCAGACAUCUCUAUAGGACCCAUCAGUCUAACUGCCACUCGUGCUGAGGCGGCAGAUUUUGCUUGGCCAAUGUGGUAUGAUGGUUCUGGGAUAUUAGCAGGUCUGGGAACACCAGAAAUUGACACAUGGGGAUUCCUGCUUCCCUUAACUCCAGUGGUAUGGGUGGCACUGCUUGUGGCACUAUUGGCAGCGUCACUGGUAAAGACUCGACCAUCAUCAAACAUCUCACUUAAGACUUUCCCGUUGGACACCUGGCUAUCCAACACCUUUGAAUUUAUCCGCGUUUUAUUGCAACAAGGUUGGGUGGCCUCGUACCGGUGGACGGAACGUUUCUUACUGGUGGUGUGGAUGAUGGUGACGCUGGUGUUAACACGGAGUUACUCUGGCAACCUCAUGGCUCUCCUAGCAGUGAGACACAUCUCUCAACCUUACCAGUCACUACAAGAUGUUCUCGAUGAUCCAUCAGCAAUUAUGAUGUGGCAAAGAAACUCAAUAAAUGCAGAGUACCUUCAAGUUGUUAAAUCCGGCUUGCUAUACAAGGUAGCAAACUUGGAGAGUAAGUCUCGCCUGUUGUAUGUGAGCCAGGGAGAGUACAACACGCUGCUGGACUCAGUGGUGAGGCGAGGACAUCAUGUACUCUUUGACGUGGGCGUCACACUCAGGAACUUAAUGGCUCAACACUACUCACGCACAGGGAAAUGUGACUUCUACACGUCGAGGGAGACGUACUUAGCUUUCUCAGCUUCAGUUAUAAGCCAGAAAGACAACCCUAUUUUACCUGCCUUAAAAUACAGCUAUGUGUCCAUGGGAGUGCAAGACACGAUCUCGGAGUAUGCAACAUAUGUCACGCCCAUCUCGGAGUAUGCAACACAUGUCAUACCCAUCUCGGAGUAUGCAACAUGUGUGUGUCAGUAA
Messenger RNA from Cherax quadricarinatus, 948 nucleotides. Lineage: Eukaryota; Metazoa; Arthropoda; Malacostraca; Decapoda; Parastacidae. The record is from RefSeq and is a predicted model, not a curated record.